Colletotrichum aenigma is the source of this 171-nucleotide messenger RNA. RefSeq lists its product as uncharacterized. NCBI's taxonomy places the organism in Eukaryota, Fungi, Ascomycota, Sordariomycetes, Glomerellales, Glomerellaceae. Bases 1 to 171 code for a protein of 56 amino acids. The record is from RefSeq and is a predicted model, not a curated record. The transcript is spliced from 2 exons.
AUGCUACGCCAGAGUGCUUCAUCUCGGCCUGCAGGGAUAUCAACCCGCCCUACCACCUGUCCCACACGGACUCAAGGACCGCCGGCUGCACCAAGCCUCCCGGACUUUUGUCCUGCUCUCCUCCUACUGGCAUCAGUGCUGGCCACUCUUUUUCCAGAACAGGCAUCUUGA